This is a messenger RNA of Cyphellophora attinorum, 855 nucleotides long. RefSeq lists its product as uncharacterized. Gene Ontology annotation, molecular function: ATP binding; ATP hydrolysis activity. The transcript is spliced from 2 exons. Lineage: Eukaryota; Fungi; Ascomycota; Eurotiomycetes; Chaetothyriales; Cyphellophoraceae. The record is from RefSeq and is a predicted model, not a curated record. The coding region runs from base 1 to 855 and encodes 284 amino acids.
AUGGGCGGUAUCGGCUUGAACGACAAGGUAUGGCGAGUGUUCGACGUUGGUGGUAUACGGGAUUUGCAGUACGAUAGGGACGCCCUCGAAGGGCUUGUGCUUGAGCCUGGCGAUGCGGAGAUUGUGAAGGCGAUAUCUUACCGGCAGAUUGUCAGAAGGGAAACGAUCUCCGUGGACUUCAUCUCGGGCAAGGGCCAGGGUCAAGUGAUUCUGCUUCACGGCCCGCCCGGUGUCGGCAAGACAUACACUGUGGAGUCAAUCGCAGGCCACUUUAGUCGGCCGCUGUUGUCUUUGUCCGUGGCGGAUAUUGGUGUGAAAGAGGAUGAGAUGGAGGCUAAACUGACCCAAUGGUUCGAAUUGGCGGAGAUUUGGAAUGCUGUCCUUUUGAUCGACGAAGCAGACGUGUUCCUGGAGAAGCGGUCUCUCAACAGCAUCGACGACUCCUUCGCGUCACGUAUUCAUGCCAAGAUUGAGUACCCGAAGCUUGACAAUGAGAAGCGCAUCAAGAUCUGGGAGGCGUUCUUCAAGAAGAUGGAGGCAGAGGCCGCUGGCAGGUGGUAUGUCUCGAAAAAGGCGAAGGCAUAUGUCUUGUCGGACAAGAAUGCCGAGGAAACCCAGUGGAAUGGAAGAGAAAUUCGGAAUGCAUUUCAGACGGCGAUUGCUCUCGCGGAGUACGAAGCGAGUGAGGACGACGCUCGACCAGCCGGGCAAAUGGUGGAGGUGACCGCAGAACACUUCCGCCAGGUCACGGAGAUGAGUCUCAAGUUUUCCAAGCAUGUCGACAAGAUCACUUCGAUGACUGAAGACAAAAGGGCAGCGAACAGGAGAGAGAGGCCCGAUGUGGAUGAAGACUAG